AUGACAUGGAAGAAACUGGUCCCCAACUUCAGAGCUGGGUUGGAUUCACGCGCGGGCCUCCCAUAUCUUGGUUGGCUCAAUCUCAAAUAUUAUGAGAUAGCCGCUAACUAUGUCUCAGAGCUGGUGGCUGAUUCACGCGCGAUCCUCCUAUCUUUCGGUCACAUCAAUCUCAAAUAUCAUGAGAUAGCCGCCAACUAUACCUCAGACUAUGUCACGUCACACAUCAUUUUCUUAUAA
Messenger RNA from Penicillium roqueforti, 237 nucleotides. RefSeq lists its product as uncharacterized. The record is from RefSeq and is a predicted model, not a curated record. The transcript has 4 exons. Lineage: Eukaryota; Fungi; Ascomycota; Eurotiomycetes; Eurotiales; Aspergillaceae. The coding region runs from base 1 to 237 and encodes 78 amino acids.